AUGCCGCAUAAGCCCCAUGAGGUCUUGAGCCUAAAUGUUCCUUGGCUCUCAGCCACCGGUGUAACAGCCGUUUCGGUACCUGGCGGCAGUUUCAUAGGAGGCGUUGCCAUAAAUCGCUGGGUGGAGAUCGAGGAGCUCAGUGCACCUUGUGACUUUGAUACCGUGGUGAUGACUGGUACGGUCAUCCAAUUGAGGUCUUUUGGGGCUAGUGUGGCGUGA
Penicillium waksmanii is the source of this 219-nucleotide messenger RNA. RefSeq lists its product as uncharacterized. The record is from RefSeq and is a predicted model, not a curated record. Bases 1 to 219 code for a protein of 72 amino acids. The transcript has a single exon. NCBI's taxonomy places the organism in Eukaryota, Fungi, Ascomycota, Eurotiomycetes, Eurotiales, Aspergillaceae.